Messenger RNA from Pieris macdunnoughi, 1695 nucleotides. The record is from the annotation of a GenBank genome assembly. NCBI's taxonomy places the organism in Eukaryota, Metazoa, Arthropoda, Insecta, Lepidoptera, Pieridae.
AUGAAUCUUGACAAUUCAUCGAGAGAGAAUUCAGAAGCAUUGGACUCCAUUAGCACAGUCAGUCCCAGAGAAAAGUAUCACGCAAUGAAAGAUAAAAAAAUGUCCGUACCGAGUACAGAAGGAGCCCGCCCUAAAGUUGUAACAGUGAAGCACCCUGAAUCAAAUAAACCUAAGCCAACAGCCAAGAAAAAUAAACCUAUUCAAGCUGAUUUAGACGUAAUUAAAGAGUUUGUCAGAUGUCGUGAUGAAGGGCUUAAAAGGCUUGAUCUCAGUAAAUCAUCUAUUACCUCUUUACCACCCAAUGUAAGAGAUUUGACUCAUCUGGUUGAGUUUUAUUUAUAUGGUAACAAGUUAGUUGCAUUGCCUGCAGAAUUUGGCUGCUUGACUAACUUACAAACGCUAGCAUUAAAUGAAAACUCAUUGACAAGUCUGCCUGAUUCUCUUGCUAACUUACGAUCAUUAAAAGUUCUUGAUUUAAGGCACAAUAAGUUAAAUGAUAUUCCAGAGGUAGUCUACAAAUUGACAUCAUUGACAACAUUAUUCUUGAGAUUUAACAGAAUUAAAGUUGUUGGAGAUGGCAUAGAAAGUUUGAUUAAUUUAACCAUGUUAAGCUUACGAGAAAAUAAAAUAAAGGAAUUGUCAUCAGGAAUAGGCAAUUUGGUCAAUUUAGUUACUUUUGAUGUUUCACAUAAUCACCUGGAACAUUUACCUAAAGAGAUUGGUAAUUGUAUAAACUUGAGCACAUUAGAUCUGCAGCACAAUGAGUUAUUGGAUAUUCCAGAAACUAUUGGUAAUUUACAAUCCUUAACCCGUCUUGGCCUAAGAUAUAAUAGACUCACCUCAAUUCCAUCAACUUUGAGCAAUUGUGUACACAUGGAUGAAUUUAAUGUAGAAGGAAAUUCUAUUUCACAACUGCCAGAUGGACUUUUAUGCAGCUUGACAGAACUUACUAAUAUUACUCUAUCAAGGAACUCGUUUGCCAGUUAUCCCUCAGGGGGCCCAGCUCAAUUUACAAAUGUUUUUUCUAUUAAUUUAGAACACAAUCAAAUUGAUAAAAUACCAUAUGGUAUAUUUUCAAGAGCCAAAAAUUUAACUAAAUUAAAUAUGAAAGAAAAUCUUUUAACCUCCCUUCCCCUUGAUAUUGGGACUUGGUCAAAUAUGGUGGAAUUAAAUUUGGGCACUAACCAUCUCACAAAAUUACCUGAUGAUAUACAAUGUCUUCAAAAUUUAGAAGUAUUAAUUUUAUCAAAUAAUCUUUUAAGGAGAGUCCCGCCUAGUAUUGGAAACUUGAGAAAGCUUAGAGUCCUUGAUUUGGAAGAGAACAAAUUAGAAGUAUUACCAAAUGAAAUUGGAUUCUUGCAUGAUUUGCAAAAGUUGAUAGUUCAGUCUAACCAAUUAACAACUUUGCCUAGAUCUAUUGGUCACUUGGUAAACCUUACUUUCUUGAGUGUUGGUGAAAAUAAUUUGCAGUAUUUGCCUGAGGAAAUUGGCACUCUAGAGAAUCUUGAAUCACUGUAUUUAAAUGAUAAUCCAAAUUUGUGUAAUUUGCCAUUUGAACUGGCUUUAUGUAUUAGUUUGCAAAUUAUGAGUAUUGAGAAUUGUCCGUUGACAUCAAUUCCACCUGAAGUUGUUUCCUCUGGACCCUCUUUAGUUAUUCAAUACUUGAAAUCUCAAGGACCAUACAGAGCCAUGUGA